Lathyrus sativus (Indian pea) is the source of this 426-nucleotide messenger RNA. The record is from the annotation of a GenBank genome assembly. Lineage: Eukaryota; Viridiplantae; Streptophyta; Magnoliopsida; Fabales; Fabaceae.
AUGUUGGGGGUGCCAUUAAUUUUCUUGCAAAAAAGGGAGGAAGAUUUAAAAAGAAGAAAUGAAAUUUGGGAGCAAAAGAAGAUUGGCGUGACCCCCUUAAAAAAGGUCGUGGAUUUGGAGAGACUGAAGGAAUUGGUCACUAUUGGGUUUGAAAAGGAGCUCGCUGCUGAAGCCCUUAAGAGAAAUGAAAACGAUACUCAGAAAGCAUUGGAUGAUUUGAAGAAUCCAGAAACCAAUUCUGAUUUACAGGAUAAUAUCGAGUCAAGGAAAAGGAAAAGACAGAAACAAGCAAAAGAUUCUGCAAUUGAAAGAGUUGUGCAAAUGGGGUUUGAAAGAUCAAGAGUGAUUGCUGCUUUUGAGGAAGACGACAAGUUAGACAAAGUAUUCCAAAGACUGAGAGCACAACCUGCGGUGGAAAAUAUGUAA